AUGGUCAAGUCAUAUCGCAAGUACGAGCAGUCGGCCACCUUUGGUCUUGUCAACACUGCCCUCUCCAACCUUGUCUGGACUCCCGAUAACCUCGUCUCGUCGUCUUCGCGCAACACUGGAGCCGGCAGAGCCUACGUUGGCGCAAACGAGCAUGUUCUAGCCUGGGAUGUCAAGAAGGGCGAGCUGGUCAGCCGCUGGCACGAUGUCGACUGCAAGUCCCAGGUCUCGGCUAUCGCCCAGUGCCUUGCCCAGCCUGAUCUCUUUGCUGUUGGUUACCAGGAUGGCAGCAUUCGAGUAUGGGAUGCUCUGUCCAACAACCCCAUCAUGACCUUCAACGGCCACCGCUCCGCUAUCACCCACCUCACUUUCGACUCCGAGGGCGCAAGACUUGCCAGUGGUGCAAAGGAUACAGACAUCAUCAUCUGGAACCUGCUUUCUGAAACCGCCGAGUUCCGUCUCCGAGGUCACAAGGACCAGAUCACCGGCCUACACUUCAUCCGUACGAGACUCUCUGGUCGUCAAUCGCCCCACACAGACGAAGCUGUCGAUGUCACUGCCUCGGGCGAGCCCGAAGAGUUUGAGGAAAAGUACCUGCUCUCCACCAGCAAGGAUGCCCUGAUCAAAAUUUGGGACCUUUCAACUCCACAAUGUAUCGAGACACAUGUCGCUCAGACAAACGGUGAAUGCUGGGCUCUCGGUGUUUCACCAGAUGGCAUGGGCUGUAUCACCGCAGGUAACGACGGCGAACUCAAGGUCUGGUCGCUUGACCUCGAGAGUUUGGCCGAUUUUGGCGCCAACAUCGCAGAGGCAAAACAGUCAAGCUCUCUGACCGCACAGGGCAUUCUUCUCCGCCAGAGCAAAGACCGAACUCUGAGUGUCGCCUUCCACCCCAAGGGCGAAUACAUUGCUGUGCACGGUUCAGAGAAGGCUGUUGAGAUCUGGCGCAUCAGAACGGAUGAGGAGGUGCAAAAGAGCUUGGCUAGAAAGAGAAAGAGAAGAAGAGAAAAGGCUGCCGCUGCCGGUGCUUCUGUCGCAGAAGCUGAGAAAGAGGACGAGAACACAACACCCGACGUGUCCGAGGUCUUCGUCUCAUAUGUUAUAGUCCGCACUGGUGGAAAGGUCAGAUCGGCCGCUUGGGCUACCAGCAGAUCCUCGAAGAACGUAGAGCUAGUCUGCUCCACCACAAACAACCAGAUCGAGUCCUACACCAUCACCGGCCGUGAGAAAUCAAAGAAGGCCACUGCUGACGCUCCCGAUUACAACCGCGCUCUGGCUGUUGACAUGCCCGGACACAGAACUGAUAUUCGCGCUCUGGCCCUGAGCUCUGACGACCGUAUGCUUGCAUCUGCUUCCGCUGGACUUCUCAAGAUUUGGAACGUAAAGACUCAGAGCUGUCUUAGAACACUCGAGUGUGGCCAGUCGCUCUGCUGCACAUUCUUGCCUGGUGACAAGAUUGUCUUGGUCGGAACAAAGACUGGAGAGCUCGAGUUGUAUGAUAUUGCCUCUUCGGCUCUGAUCGACAAAUUCCAGGCGCACGACGGUGCUGUCUGGACUCUUCAAGUUCAUCCUGAUGGAACAUCAGUCGUGACUGGAGGUGCUGACAAGGCAGCUAAAUUCUGGAAGUUCGACAUUGUUCAGGAAGAGAUCCCUGGUACCCGAAGAACAACACCUAAAUUGAAGCUUACUCAGACUCGCGUUCUCAAGGUCGCAGACGAUGUUUUGAGCGUUUGCUUCUCUCCCGACUCCCGACUCCUCGCCCUGUCAACCCUCGACAACACAGUCAAGGUCUUCUUCGUCGACACUCUAAAACUCUUCCUUACCCUUUAUGGCCACAAACUUCCCGUUCUCAAUAUCUCCAUCUCAUCAGACAGCAAACUCAUCGCCACUUGCAGUGCGGACAAGAAUGUCCGUAUCUGGGGUCUGGACUUUGGCGACUGCCACAAGGCCUUCUUCGCUCAUCAAGACAGUGUGAUGCAAGUCUUGUUCAUCCCUCACCCUGUCGAGAAGGAAGAGCAACAUCUGUUCUUCAGUGCCAGUAAAGACUCAGUCGUCAAGACCUGGGAUGGUGACAAGUUUGAGCAAAUCCAGAAGUUGGAAGGUCAUCACGGAGAAGUGUGGGCCAUGGUCGUCAGCAGGACUGGCGAAAAGGUCAUCACAGCAAGUCACGACAAGAGUAUCCGUGUCUGGGAUGUCACGGAUGAUCUUAUCUUCCUGGAAGAAGAGCGCGAGAAGGAGCUUGAACAAAUGUACGAAUCAACGCUGGCUACUCAACUUGACAAAGAUCACGCCGACGAUGAUGAGGGUGCUGAGGACGAUUUCGCAGCUGCGUCUAAGCAGACGAUAGCCACCUUGACAUACGGUGAACGUAUAUUGGAAGCUCUCGAGCUUGGCUAUGCAGACUACCAAGUUGUGCAAGCGUGGCAAGCUGAGAAGACAACAAAACCGAAUCUUGCACCGCCGCAACGAAACCCUGUAUUCACAUAUGGCAACCUGAGUGCCGAACAGCACGUUUUGCAGACCAUUCGCAAGAUUCCGAACGCCUCUCUGAACGAUGCACUCAUGGUUGUACCGUUCUCAUCCCUUCCUGUCCUUUUCAUGUUCGUUUCUGUCUUCAUACAGCGUCGUAUGCAGCCAUCACUGGCAUGGCGCGUCUUCUACUUUUUGCUACAAACACACAACUCACAGAUUGUGGCUAGCAAGCAGCUCAAGGAUGUAUUGGGCGAGGUGCUAGAAGCAUAUGGGCAGUUCGUCAAGGAGGAGAAGAACAUGCUUGGCUUCAACAUGGCCGCUCUGAAUCUGAUGGGCAGAGAGAUCAAGGAAGCACAGAGUCAUGGUAUGGAAGACGAGCAAGAAGAGGAGAAGGAGGAGAAGUUGGAAAGAGGAACCAAAAAGCGCGCAUUUGCUUCAAUUGCAUAA
Aureobasidium pullulans EXF-150 is the source of this 2916-nucleotide messenger RNA. Its product is annotated as WD40 repeat-like protein. Gene Ontology annotation, biological process: maturation of SSU-rRNA. Gene Ontology annotation, cellular component: small-subunit processome; Pwp2p-containing subcomplex of 90S preribosome. Gene Ontology annotation, molecular function: snoRNA binding; protein binding. The record is from RefSeq and is a predicted model, not a curated record. The transcript has a single exon. NCBI's taxonomy places the organism in Eukaryota, Fungi, Ascomycota, Dothideomycetes, Dothideales, Saccotheciaceae. Bases 1 to 2916 code for a protein of 971 amino acids.